AUGCUUGCUGCUGUGGUAAAGGAGUUUGGUGGUCCUAGUGUGAUCAAAGUGCUGUCCAAUGUACCCAUACCUGUGAUAGAAUCUAGUGAACAGAUUCUCGUUCGUGUUGCGGCAUCUGGUGUCAAUCCUGUGGAUACCUAUAUUCGGAAUGGGCAGUAUGCUGUUAAACCUAAACUACCGUAUACGCCCGGGAGAGACGGAGCAGGUAUCGUGGAAGAGGUCGGCGCUGAUGUUCGCAAUGUCAAAGAAGGUGACCGUGUCUACUUCGCCUGGUCUAUUACGGGCAGUGCAGCCGAGUAUUGCCUUGUAGAUAGGGUAUUCCCUUUGCCAUCUGGUAUUUCCUUCCAAGAAGGUGCAUGCAUUGGAAUCCCAUAUGGCACAGCUUACAGGGCUCUUUUUCUGUAUGGGGAAGUUCAGAAAGGGCAGCGAGUACUAGUGCAUGGCGCCUCUGGAGGAGUGGGAAUAGCAGCGGUGCAGAUGGCUGCCGAUCACGGAGCUGCUGUUGUGGGUACAGCCGGUACAGACGAGGGCAUGGAUCUGGUCAAGCGUAAUGGUGCCAGCGAUGUGUUCAAUCAUAAGUCCAGAGGAUAUGUAAAGGAGAUGAUGGAGAAGUAUCCAGAAGGUAAGCGGUUCUACUCCUGA
Molecule: messenger RNA, 642 nt
Organism: Cooperia oncophora
Lineage: Eukaryota; Metazoa; Nematoda; Chromadorea; Rhabditida; Trichostrongylidae
Source: the annotation of a GenBank genome assembly